Messenger RNA from Dermacentor silvarum, 2902 nucleotides. RefSeq lists its product as uncharacterized. NCBI's taxonomy places the organism in Eukaryota, Metazoa, Arthropoda, Arachnida, Ixodida, Ixodidae. The transcript has 3 exons. The coding region runs from base 520 to 1425 and encodes 301 amino acids. Gene Ontology annotation, molecular function: acyltransferase activity, transferring groups other than amino-acyl groups. The record is from RefSeq and is a predicted model, not a curated record.
CAGAGAAAGCAGUCUAAACAGGCCCUUGAGACACUUCCUUACACUCUCUUUGGUUUGUUUAGCUAUCGAUAAGGAUCCCAACUGUCAAGCCAAACUGUCCGAUCCCUGCGGACCCUCUGUCCACGAGUGCGGGUUUACCGCAUCGAGUGCUGACAAACGCUGCGCAACUGGCUGGACACGGGUCGCGCAAGAUAAUGCUUUGAACUGCCCGUUGAGCGAUAAGCUUUCAAGAUUGCUCUACGGGCUCGAUGGCAGGCAUUGCCUUUCGCGACCGCUUCACGCGCUAUGGAUUUCCCUCUCCUCGUCGAUGAUCUCGGUUCGCGGUAUCUUGCUGACGGAUGCACCUAAUCUUGGCCGUUAGUAAACUUUCCGCGACCCUCGCUGGCGGCUUCAAGGGCCGUUCGAGGGAAGAUCUCGAUCGUCGCAGCUGGACAAGAGCUGAGCUCUAGAACUGACGUGAUACGCGCCUCAGUUUGUCCAGGAUCUGCGUGUGGACUGGACAGUUGAUUAAUUUUUAGCAUGGAGGGGAAAGAAGUGACCAUUCGACCGAUGCGCGAGGAAGACAAGGAAGGUGUGACGGAGUUGCGCAGAAGUUACGGCCAGCAACUGGGCAUCGGGGCACUGGACGCGCUGGCGAAGUACGACCCGGACAGCAUCUACGUCGCUGUCACCGAAGAUGGCCAAGUGCUGGGCAGCUGCGCAGUCGCGGACCUACACCCGGACCUGGCAUACGUGAUGAUGCACGCAGUUCGCGCCGAGCGCCAGAAGUCUGGGCUCGCCACGAGACUCUGGCAGGAGGCCGUCGAGCAGCGCCUGGGAGCCGCCAGGAACGCGUUCCUCAUCUGCGGAGGAUUUCACGUGUCCAUGUACUACCGGCGCUACGGCUUCGAAGUCGUGUCGGCUGAGCGCAUCCACUACAUCCGGCCAGGGCCGGCCGACAUCUCCUCACUGACCCAGAGUGUGACGGGCGUGCAAGUGUCGGCUGUGCAGGUACAAGACGACGCCGAGACGGUGUCCGCCAUCGCCGACUACGACGCCGCCGUGUUUGGCUUCCGGAGGGAACGCUUCAUUUCCCUUAUCCUGGCCGAAAAAGGGAACGCCGUGGUGGUGGCGCGACGAGGCGACCCGAACCGGACUGUAGUGGGCUACGGAGUGGUCAGCACGGACAUUAGCGGCCGGGCCCUCCUGAGAAUCGUGUACGCGGACGAGGAGGCCAUCGCCGAGUGCAUCGUGUACCGCCUGCUCGAGGCGUACGGUCCCUUCCACAAGAAGGGUCUCACGGGACUGCUGCUGGCAGGCGCCGGUGAAGGGCGCGGCAUCGACCACAAGAUGGCGUUGGAGACGGUGCCCUACGUGAACAUCCUCUACCGCCUGCACGAGCCGUCCACGUGCGACUACAGGAAGCAGUUUGUGGUGCCCGUGUAGCAUACGGAUGAUCGAUCGGAUGAUCGGAUGGCUUACGGGUGAUCGAUCGAUCGACUAACUGGAUAAUUAGAUUUGAUUAGAUUCUAUUUGGUUGAUUUACUGACUGGGAAUUUUAUAAAUUUUUGAGGUAGACUUUUCCACAACGUUUGAUCCUCAUGUAUAAAGUCGCCCAGUGACUCCGUGGGUACGCGUUUUUCUGCUGCUGCACACGAGGUCGUAUGUUCGAUUCACUGGCAACGGUGACCGCAUUGCUUUAUAAGCUGAGAAUGUAAAAUUACUCAGGUACUCAGAUUUAGCGUCAUAGUUGAAGAACGUCACGUAUAUAAAAUUAAUCCAGCGUCAUCCACUUUGGAUGACGCUGUAUUAUUUUGCCCCUGUUUUUUUACCCACGUUUUACCCCAUUUUACCCCUGUUUGGGACGUUACCCCAAUUAGUCAGUCAGUCAGUCAGCAUUCAAUAAACCAGUUACUCAAUCGGUCAGUCAUCAUCAUAUGAAGCGGAUAAAAAUUGUGUGAAAUGCAGAACUUAAUAGAAAUACUACAAGCAUAUUGACUCCAACGCGCCUGAAUCGAUCAUAAGCGCGUUCUAAGGGUUGAGGCACUUGCUAUAAAGAAAAAAAAAUGCACAUUUAAACAAAGCCAGCAAAUGAAGGGUGCGCUGAAGCAUACAAAAAGAAAACAAUAAUAAAGCAGGUGUCAGUAAUCAAAUGUCGUGUGUUACUUCCUUGGCGUAUAGGUGACUCCCUCACAAGGUUAGGAGGAGACACCAAGUACAGGCUAAUCAAGGUCAAACUAAUAAGCAUUUCGGCUCCAUGUGUGCGGUUUCCCGCCAGUUGUGCCUUAGCACAGGUGUCAAAACGGAUGACUAACAUGACUGAUAGGUCAUGAGAUCAAUAACAUCCCAUGCUCGUCAGUUACGUCACCAUUAACGAUAAUAAAACCACGUCUGGCGCAUAACCGCAUUGGAUAUGCGGGUAUGAGCCAGAGAUGUGUGGGUAUGAUGAGCCAGGGUAAAGAAAGAAAGAAAGAAAGAAAGAAAGAAAGAAAGAAAGAAAGAAAGAAAGAAAGAAAGAAAGAAAGAAAGAAAGAAAGAAAGAAAGAAAGAAAGAAAGAAAGAAAGAAAGAAAGAAAGAAAGAAAGAAAGAGACAAGCAAGGUAAGAAAGAAAUCACGUGUGGCUCAUACCCGCUUUGGAUAUGUGGGUAUGAGCCGUCGAGAGCAGGAGCGGUAGAGAUCUCACAGGAUCCUGUCCCUGCCGUGCAGGGUGCGCGGCUAUGAACGCUGUGGCUCAUACGCUAGUCUAUGACGAUGGGGCGGACUUGGCGCAGCAAACGCACUACUUGGCCAUCGCGCCGGGAGAAAACAAGACGCCGGUGUGCUUGCUGUUUGACGAACAUGCCGAAGACGCUCAAUAUAAUCAAUAAUGAUAAUAUAUAAAUUCACUAUAGCGAUAUUCACCAAAGCCACCAUAGUCACAGC